Molecule: messenger RNA, 540 nt
Organism: Aphanomyces invadans
Lineage: Eukaryota; Oomycota; Saprolegniomycetes; Saprolegniales; Verrucalvaceae
Exons: 1
Coding region: 1-540 (179 amino acids)
Source: RefSeq, a predicted model, not a curated record
AUGUCGACCCAAGAGCAACCGACGGCUGUGACGAGUGUGCCGGACGUCAAGGUCGUAGUCGUUGACGACGGCCAGGCCAACACUGUUCUCGUCACGGGGCAGUGGAAGUCGGGUCUGUGUGGGUGUUGCGCCAGCAUCAUGCCCAACUGCCUCUGUGCGUGGUGCUGCCCUUGUGUCAGCCUAGCCCAGACGGUCGCCCGCCUCGGCGUCGGCGACUUCAUGAUCACGGUCCUCGCGGGGUGUUUGCUCCUGUUGACGGGGGUGGGGGGGAUCGUGUUUAUCGUGUACGUGUUUUACCUCCGCUUCAAACUUCGCACGGCGCUGAAGAUCCCAGGGUCGGCCGUCGGCGACUGCUGUGCGGCGUUGUGCUGCAACUGCUGCGUCCUCGCCCAGCUCGCCACGCACACGGAAUCGUACACCCCCGGUCGGUGCUCGUUCAGCCCCAAAGACACCUUGCCUGGCUACAGCGACUUGUACUCGCGCGCCACCGCCCCGGUGCAGCAAGCGACUGCCGUUGGCGUCCCCACCAAGACCGUGUGA